AUGGGUACUCCUCCAACUAUUCAAGAAGUGGUUUACACUUUUGUACAAACAUAUUAUGAUAGAAUGCAAAAUGAUCCAAUUAGAAUGUCCAGCUUGUACUCGACUACUGCCGAAUUCACUCAUAUAAAUUAUAACGCUCAUUUGGACCCAAACGAUACCAAGGCUGAUAAUGAUCUUAUUUUACCAACUAUUAAAUUAAUUGGUAGAGAAAACGUUUACAAAUUCUACAAGAGACAUAAGGAGAAAAUUUCCAAUAUUAAUUUCAAGUUGAAUUCUGUUGAUUUCCAAUCCACUAAUAAUAAUAAUAUUUUAAUUAUGACAUACGGUGAACUAUUCUGGAAAAAUAAUAAUGACAAUGAUAUCGGACCAACUUUUAAAUUCGUUCAAACUUUCAUCUUGAAUUCAUUGAAUAGUUACUAUACCAAAUUCGAUAUCGUUAAUGAUUUCAUUAAAUUCAUACCUGAUGAUUUGGAGAAUUAUGUCAUAAUAUCGCAACAAGAUGAACAACAAGGAAAAGUGGAAGAUCCAGUAAAUUACAACAUAGGGACUAAACAUGAAAUUAGGAAGGAAGAACAGGAUGCAAUAACUAAAGGUUUUCUCAAAGAAGAGAAAGACGCAAAGAAGGAAGAAAAAUCCGUGGAACAAAAUAUAGCAAAGGCUCCAACCCACGAAGAACUCAAAGAGACACCGUCGAAAAGUGAUAUAAAAGAGGGUAAAGAAGAAUUAUCAUUAUCCGAAAAGCACCUGUCAAAUAAAACGAAGGCGGAAAUAGAUGAAAAGAUGAACGAAUCUGAAAUAGUACCAAAGAAACCUUUGAAAACAACAUCUCCAACUAUUGCUGAUGAUGAGAAUAUAAAUAGUGUGGAUGAAAAACACCAUCUCGAGAAAAAGCAGCAUACAAAACAAAAUAAGGCAGAAAAGAAAAGUCACCCUCAUCAACAUCAAUCCCAUGACGAUAUAAAAAGUGCAGAAAACGAAAAAGGAAAAGAAAAAGAAAUAUCCAAACUGAAAAAUAGUCAACCAAUUAAAAAUGAUGGAGCAGAAGAGAAUAUAUCCGGACCAACGAAAGCUGCUGCUGCUUCAUCCAUAACCGUUCCGGUCACUUUUACUUCUACAAAUCUAGAAAAGGAAAAAACGACCGAGCAUGUUGCCCCAAAGCUUACAGUAAGGGAAGAAUCAAACGAAAAUAAGAAAAAAGUGGAAGAUGAAGAGAUAGCAACGAAGCCAUCCAAGGAAGUAAGCGGACCACAGCCAGUUUCUUCUUCCUCUUCCUCUUCUGUUACUGGAGAAGCCAUACCACCAACAUCAAGUGCUUCAACAUCUAUUACUACGGUCGAAUCACCUAUUGCAAAUAAAAUGUCUACAAGUACUACAGCUGUCCGAGAAACUGAUGAAAAACCCAAGACAGAACCUGCAGUAACACCUGUAGUUACACAUGCACCUGCUCCAGUACCUCCAAUGAAAAUGACAUGGGCAUCUAAAUUGUCAGAUAAAGUUAAAGUCGUGAAAGCUACUCCUGUUAUUACCGCAGCAUCAAAUUCAAAUGCAUCUGAUGACUCCCCCACUAAUAAGAAAUCAAAUGCUAAUAAAAUAAUUAAUAAGAAUUUCGUUGAAUUCACCAAAGAAGCAUCUCAAUAUCGAUUAGAUCAUAGUAAUAGAAAUGGUACUUUUGAGAUGGGUAACCGUAACAAUAGUAACAAAGGCAAUAAUAUCAGUAAAAGAAGGCAUGGGAAUGUUAAUAAAGAUGGGUAUUUCCCUAUUUUUGUUCGUGGUAUUGGAUCCAUGAAAGAAGAAAAAUUGAAGUCACUUCUAGAGAAACAAUUUGGCCCAAUUAUGAAAAUGUAUAUGGGUGACAACUUUUCAGUUGUCGAUUUUGCCAAUCAAGAAAAUCAAAGUCAAGCUUUAGAUAAGAAAUUCUUCAAACUUGCCGAUGGUACUGAACUUCUUUUAGAAAAGAAGACUGCAAGGAAAAAUAAUAAUAACAACAAUAACACUAACUCUACUAAUUAUUCAAACUCUCGUCCAAGGAAGUAUAAUAACAACAACACCCACAAUUUUAACGAUAGUAUAAAUAAAAAGUCCGACUGA
Naumovozyma dairenensis CBS 421 is the source of this 2088-nucleotide messenger RNA. RefSeq names its product Bre5p (gene BRE5). Lineage: Eukaryota; Fungi; Ascomycota; Saccharomycetes; Saccharomycetales; Saccharomycetaceae. Bases 1 to 2088 code for a protein of 695 amino acids. The transcript has a single exon. Gene Ontology annotation, molecular function: mRNA binding. Gene Ontology annotation, biological process: ribophagy; protein deubiquitination. Gene Ontology annotation, cellular component: Ubp3-Bre5 deubiquitination complex; cytosol; ribonucleoprotein complex. The record is from RefSeq and is a predicted model, not a curated record.